AUGGCGGCCUUUGCAAAGAUCGCCAUGGAGUGCCUGCACGAUCCCCUCAUCUGGCUUCUUCUUGCGUCGGUGGCCUUGGUCAUCCUGCAAAGACGGCGGCUGAACCCGCCGCCGCUCCCUCCAGGCCCCAAGCCGCUGCCGAUCAUCGGCAACAUGAUGAUGGCGGACCAGUUGACCCACCGUGGCCUGGCGGCGCUGGCAAAGCAGUACGGCGGGUUGCUGCACCUCCGCCUGGGCUCGCUCCGCGUCUUCGCGGUGUCGACCCCGGAGUACGCGCGCGAGGUGCUCCAGGCGCAGGACAGCGACUUCUGGUACCGUCCAGCCUCCAUCGUCAUCCGCUACCUCACCUACGGCUGCUCCGACAUGGCGUUCGCGCACGACGGGCCCUACUGGCGCCAGAUGCGCAAGCUGUGCGUCACCAAGCUCUUCAGCCGCCGGCGCGCCGAGACCUGGCUGGCCGUGCGCGACGGGUACGGGGAGCUCGCCAGGGCCGUCGGCAGGUCCAGCGGCGAGGCCGUGAACCUCGGCGAGCUCAUCUUCAAGCACACCGUGAGCAUCAUCUUCCGGGCCGCCUUCGGCGUGCGGGACGUCCAAGGGCUAGACGAGUUCAUCCCCAUGUUCAAGGAGUUCUCCAAGUUCUUAGAAGCGUUCCACGUCGGUGACUUCUUCCCUUGGCUUAGCUGGAUGGGCCGGCGGGGCUUCGACCGCGGCCUCCGCACCGUGCGCGGCGCUCUCGGAACGUUUGUGGACAAGAUCAUUGACGAGCACGUGAGGAGGGGCAAGAACCCCGACGACGCCGACGCUGACAUGGUAGACGGCCUACUCGCGCUCCUCGCUGAUGCGAACCAAGCCAGCGGGGAGGACGACCUCCGCUUCACCCGCGACAACGUUAGGGCCAUGAUGAUGGACAUGUUGUUCGGUGGACCGGACACGGUGGGGUUCACCAUUGAGUGGGCGAUGGCAGAGAUGAUUCAUUGCCCUGACAUCCUUCUGCGGCUGCAGCAGGAGCUCGUCGACAAUGUGGGGCUUGACCGGAUUGUUGACGAAUUGGACCUUGGCAAGCUCCCCUUCCUCAAGUGUGUCAUCAAGGAGAUGCUCCAAAUGCACCCACCGAUCCCGAUUCACCUCCACGGGAACACCAAAGAUUGCGUCCUCGGUGGCUACUCAGUGCCCAGCGGCUCCCGUGUGUUCAUCAACGCGUGGGCGAUCAACCGUGACGGCGAGGCGUGGAAGAACCCUGACACGUUCCGACCAUCGAGGUUCAUGCCAGAUGAGGAAGCCACCGGGCUGGAUCUCAAGGGUGGCUGCUAUGAGUUAUUGUCGUUCGGUUCGGGUCGACGCUCGUGCCCAGCACAGGGGCUUGGUCAGCACGCCGUGGAGUUUGCCAUCGCGCAGCUUGUGCAUGGGUUCAACUGGAAGCUACCCGGUGACAUGAAACCAACGGAGCUCGACAUGAGCGACAUGAACGGUGUCACCGUGUCCCGCGCCACACGACUCUAUGCGGUUCCCACACCCCGGCUCACUUGUCCUUUGUAA
Triticum turgidum subsp. durum (durum wheat) is the source of this 1536-nucleotide messenger RNA. Lineage: Eukaryota; Viridiplantae; Streptophyta; Magnoliopsida; Poales; Poaceae. The record is from the annotation of a GenBank genome assembly.